Molecule: messenger RNA, 1443 nt
Organism: Paramuricea clavata
Lineage: Eukaryota; Metazoa; Cnidaria; Anthozoa; Malacalcyonacea; Plexauridae
Source: the annotation of a GenBank genome assembly
AUGUUUAUAUACUCAAUCUUCUGUGGAAUCUUUACUGGUAUAUAUAACGCCAUAUUAUGUGUUGCCAUAUUGGAUUGUGUUGGAGCAGAAAAUAUAGCACAAGCCUUUGGAUUUUUGAUUGCCUUUCAAGGAUCAUUUCUAUCACUUGGGCCACCUAUAGCAGGUAAUAAUAAUCGAUCAAUUGUUUCUGCCGUAGGAAGCAAGCAAGCAGUCAGCCUAAUUUAUACAGCGGGCUUAUGUAUUUUCUAAAUUUUCUUUACCGCAACUUCUGGCACAGAGUCAUGUUAUCCCGCAUUUUACUCCGCAGAUCGUUGUUUCCUCACGCAACAUACCGUAGAAUAAGAAUGAAGAAUAUCAGAAAAAUUAAAAGCAGUCCUCCCAAUUCAUAUGGCCUCGCUGAUGCCUGUCACCUAACAUCACUCUGUGUUCAAGAGUAAUGUCUGGCAGAGUAGCUUCAGACACUUGCAGGUAGCGCCGCUACCUAGGAUCCCAACAUCUGACAGGCAUGUGAUGCCCGCGAAGAAUGCUGGUCUUAGUAGUCCUCGCCCGGGAAAAUUUCGAUAGUGGCCAUUUUGAAUUGUUUAAUUUUCCCGGGCGAUGACUACUAAGACCAGCAUUCCUCGCGGGCAUCAAGCUUUGUGACGUCAUUAUUCAUAAGGUCUAUUGUUUCUGCCGUAGGAAGCAAGCAAGCAGUCAGCCUAAUUUAUACAGCGGGCAUUUUUUCUAAGUGUUCUUCACCGCAGUUGCAACUUCUGGUUAUCCUACAUUUUACUCAGCCGAUCGUUUCCUUACAUAACAUACCCGUGGAAUAAGAAUGAAAAAUAUCAGAAAAAUUAAAAGCAGUCCUGGUCCAUAUGGACUCACUGAUGUGUGUCCACACAUUUUACCUAACAUCACUCUGUGUCUGAUAUUGAGAGGUAAGUUGCAGCAGAAAUUGCCUCAUGUAACAUUCGGGAUCAAGAUGUGCCGUUCAGGAGUAAUGUCCGGCCACAAAAUAUCCCCCUUUAACAGUUUUAGUUUUAGUUUAACUGGGAUUCGUCUUAAAGUCAUGUUUCUUUUAUAUAGUUGUAUAUUUUCCCCUUUAUAGGUUGGUUGAGAGAUACAACUGGGACAUUCAAACUUCCCUUAAUUGUUGCUGGAUGUUUUGAAAUCCUUGGAGCAUUAGUAUCCAUUCCAAGUGCUACAGUACAGAAACGUGAACAAGAGUUAGGACAUAACAGCGAGAACGAAAGUAUUGCUGUCAUAGGGGAUGUAGAAACUUGAUUGGGCUCUGGCGAUACCCUGUUCUUCUUAAAGGGAUAUUGUUUGUUUAUCUCAUUUGAAAGAACAUUUUGUGACGUAACAUGCAUGCGCACAUUCAUACAAUCGAAGAUGGCGGACAGCUCACUGAUUUAUGAUUUCUAUCAGCAUAUUUCAAACUGAAGAAGCUGGAAAAAUUUCGAC